AUGGAGGUCGGGAACUUGGAAGGACUAGAGCCAGUGAGCCCAAAUGGCCAGUACUUCAGCAGUGAUGUGAUAACUCUUUCGGUUCUUGCUGUUUUGGAAUUUGAGAUUCCAAUUGAUAUCGAGUCUCAAACAAUGUCAUUGCUUAAGAACGUCUUCCUCCCCAUCAGCCCCCGUUUCUCCUCUAUCAUGGUUGAAAAUGAUGGAAAGAAAGAGUGGAAAAGGGUCGAAGUGAAGCUUGAAGACCACGUUAACAUCCCUAUUUUCCCUUCCAACCUGUCGCCUGAAUCAUAUGACGAAUAUCUUGAGGAGUAUUUGUCAAAGUUAUCAACAGAAAGAUAUCCACAAGGCAAACCACUAUGGGAAGUUCAUGUUAUCAAGUACCCAACUAGCAAUGCAGCUGGUAAUAUAAUCUUCAAGUUUCACCAUGCUCUAGGAGAUGGCUACUCUCUCAUGGGUGCUCUCAUUUCUACUCUACAAAGAGCUGACAACCCUUCUCUGCCCUUAACUUUUCCUUCACGACAGCUGUCAGAAUCGAAGAAGAGGGAGAAUUUUUUUGUGACUAAGAUUUUCUCAUCUGCAUGCAACACAAUUUCAGAUAUUUGGUGGGGCAUUUCGAAGACCUUGAAAGAAGAUGAUCUAACACCAAUCAAGUCGAGCAACGAUGCAAUUGAAUUUCGGCCAAGUACUAUAGCAACUAUGACCUUCUCUCUUGAUCAACUCAAAUCAAUCAAGAACAAGCUUGGAGUGGUAAGAUGA
Molecule: messenger RNA, 756 nt
Organism: Prunus armeniaca (apricot)
Lineage: Eukaryota; Viridiplantae; Streptophyta; Magnoliopsida; Rosales; Rosaceae
Source: the annotation of a GenBank genome assembly